UCCGAGUUUUCCGCUUUUUAUUUAUUAUUUUCGUUCGUUCGCGUGAUGGACAGCUUAAGGAUGGGACAGAAUGGUCUCCAGUGGUGGAGGAUGGAGACGUGCCAUCGUACAGAUCCAUUAAAUGGUUAGGGGACAAGAGGGUGAUGACUCGCGGGCGGUCUGAAAAGCGGAGGAGUAUUUGGGCGGCUGCCAGACGCAGAUGUACAGGGGAGAAACGUUGUUUGUGUGACAACACUUACAGUUCGGCAUUAUUGGUGGGUAACAAAUGAAAAUAAAGAGUCGUUAUCCGUUGAACGGUGGAAAUCAUGAUGCGCGCUGCAAUCGGCAGUUAAACGAGGAUAUCGUCAUCUGUGCAUAUUGUGUGAACAUUGACCAACUCGGAGAAAAUCGUUCGAAAUCGUUCCUAGAAAUCAUCUGGCAUAAGCCGUCCAAUACGUCUCAUCAUUAACAUACCGGAAGCGUCCCCCCUUUGCGAGGACAUGGAUUUUACCGUAGUACGACCAAAUGCUUUGCUCCAGCAAUUAGUCCUCUAUAGUUCUUAACGAAACUAAGCCUGAUGGUGUAAUGUUCCUGAAUGUGUUUGAAGGCAGCUUAAGAAGGAGGAAAGGUCAUUUUAAGUGUAACGAAGCUAGUGAAGUAAUUUAAAUUCGUCGUUUGCUAGUACUUGUGUCUAAAUUAUCCAACGAAAUUCAAGUGAAGUGAAGUUCUCUUCGUUUUUGUCGGUAUAGUUGUACAUAGGCCCGAGGUGGUGUACAUAGAUCUAGAUAGGUUGAGUGUAUAGUGAAUAGAAGAGGGAAGGAAGCCUACCGGUUUGGUGAUUUAAUUUUCCGAGAAGAAAGUGAAUAGCAUCCAUCCCCCCCAAAAGAGACCAAGAAAUUGCAACGGGUCCUUAGCAACGUAAUUGUAUCGCUCAAAAAAUUAAAGGUCACGAUAAUCUUAAUUCGGUGUUACGCGUAAACAUCACCAUCAAGAUGGUCAACAAAAGCUACCUGGUGGUUCCAUUGCUGGGAUUGCUCGUCGGAUAUGCCGCCGGUCUCGAAGAGGACUGUGUGGACUUUCAGGGCAACUCGGUGGCACAUGGCUUGCUGUAUGUGCCCGGACCGGGCGUUUGCAGUCUGUGCGUGUGUUACCACUCGGAACCACUCUGGUGCAAAGCAAUCUACUGUGAUCCACCCUAUUUUUGUAAAAAGUUCCGUGUGGGAGAGCGAUGCUGUGAAUUCGAGUGUCUGGAUCCGCCCGGCGAGGACGAAAUGUACCAGGCUCGAUUGCGAAAGCGUGCCGAAAUCCUAGCUGGCAACAGUGCCAACCAUCCACUGAAGACGUCCAGUACGGUGAACUACCUGCUUGGGGUGACCGCCCUGCUAGUGAUAGUAUCUACCAGUCUACGACAUAGGCUGUUUCUUUCGUCUUAGCUUUACCGCAAAUCGUUCCACUAUGUUGUUUGGAGGAGCACGCUGAUAAACGGCUUAACUUUUGUUAUUCUGUUUUUUAUUCAUUUCCAGACACAUAACCUAGACAAACUUUCAUUAAUCUAGGCAAACCACUAAAAAGUGAAUCGACAGAAGAAGAAAAAACGCAGCUAUUGGCACAACUACUAAAAGUCCAACAGUGAAAAAGAAUGGAUAACUUGCGACAAGCAAACACACCGAUUUAGAUAGAAAAGUGUGAGUUUGGAUUGGAUAAACGAAUUAAAAAUGGAAAACUUAAAUAAUGGUAGAUAGGAACAAGAUGGAAAUGCAUGGCCAGCGCGCGCCGUGUAGAAAAGUAACGAAUCGAAACGAAACUGUUUGUGAGUAAAUUACGGUUUGAUAAAUCGAAACACAGUCGAGUCACAUGGGAAACUAUAAGAAGCUUUAUUUUUUGUAUUGAAUCAAACAAGAACAAAAGGAUUAAUAAUAAGAAAACAAGAUAGAGUAAUAUUGAA
Aedes aegypti (yellow fever mosquito) is the source of this 1924-nucleotide messenger RNA. RefSeq lists its product as uncharacterized. Gene Ontology annotation, cellular component: membrane. Bases 972 to 1412 code for a protein of 146 amino acids. Lineage: Eukaryota; Metazoa; Arthropoda; Insecta; Diptera; Culicidae. The record is from RefSeq and is a predicted model, not a curated record. The transcript is spliced from 6 exons.